AUGGGCUCCAAGAACUCCAAAAUCAUCCACCACGAGCUUAUGCAUGCGCUUGGUUAUCAGCACAUGAAUCCUAUAAUCGGUCAGAACUCGGUUAUGGUUAGACAGCCGAAUGUCACUGGAGACAUACACUACCACAAACGCCGAGAAGAAUCCGAUUUUAGUGUUGAUUUUGGCGAUGGUGAUCAAUGCGAAGGAGUUGACUGCGGGGAGCAUGCGAAAUGCAUCGAUCGACUACUCGGAUAUGAGUGCAUUUGUGAAGAAGGUUAUUUCCUCGUUGAUGGCUACUGCCACUUGGAAUACUACACUGAUCUUUGUCAAUAUCCUGGAGUUUGUCCGCCCAAUUCAAAGUGCCACACGUACGACUUGAAGGACGAUUUUGCCUGUAUCUGCGAUGAUGGCUAUUUUGAGACUGAUUAUGGAUGCGAAAAACCGAUCGAAAGGACGUUCAGUAAUGGAGUGACGAAAAGAUACAUCAGCUCUCCAAAGAAGAUGUCGUAUUUUGCCGCGAAGGUUUACUGUAAAAACUUUGGAGAAGAAAUCGCAAGAAUUUCUGGAAAUCUUUACAAGCCUUGGAAUCUCGCCUGCCCAGAAAACUUGGAAGAGAAUAUGUGGCUAACAAACUAUACUCUAGUCGAUUUCGACGAGGUGUUUCUUGGGAUGAGCGCAAAGCCUACCGGUUGGUAUAGAUUCGAUGGCAAGCCUUCUGAGUUCAUGAAGAUGAGGCGGAUCUUUCCAACAACAGAUUACAAAGUAAAAUUGGAUAGAGAAGGCGUCUGGCGAACAUACACCUCUGCUGAAAUCGACGAAAGCUUCGUCAUUUGCGAAGAAUCAACCGAGCAGAAUGUCAUGAUUUUUCAAUCCAGAGAAAUUUUUUAUCUUGAGGAGCUUCCAAAAGUCUGGACGAUGACUUUCGACAUGUAUCUGGACAGACCAAGAGCGCAAGCAUCGGUGGAAAACGGGGCAAAUGUGUUUUAUGUCACAAAUUCGAAGACCUCACAACGAAUAGGCAUUCCUUCAAUUUUUGUCGAAGAUAAAAAGGACUUAAAAUUUUGCUACGGAGAAAAGUGUAUCUUUACUGAAUUGGUUAUUGAAAAGCUGUUUUCGGUAGAGAUGUUCACGGAUGCAAAUGGAUACUUUGGGGUUAUGCUUGACGAUGAGCUGCUUGAAAUAAUACCGGUUGAUUUGCGCGAAACAAAAAAUGUAACCGGAUUCGCAAGUGCUCCCUGGUACCGUCAACAGCACGGAUGGAUAAAUAAUAUGAAGAUCAUCCCGAAAAAAAGUCGUUCAAUUGCUAUUGAUGAAGGCAACUCAGAAUUACAAUCUUACAUGGACAAGUAUUGCGGCAAGUUUUGCCAAAAUAGUUUUGCGCGGCGUGUCAAUUCAAUAUGGUCUUGCUACUCGGAUAUUAAUUCAGAAAGCUUAGGAUUAUACUGCGUCGAUAAGAAUAUGAAGCCAACAAUUUGCGAGAAACCAAGCGGAACAAGAUGUAAUCUGUCGGCAGAGCAAAAUUUGUCCAAACUUCUCAAGCUUAGCUAUGAGAUCAUCAAAAGCUUCGGUGUUUGGUCCGACUGCGAAGGCCAAGAAGGAUCGAUCGGAUACCAAGCUCAAAAUACACGAACUGGGUACUAUGGAAGAUUGUGCAAUGUUCCCAUGGAAGAAAGUACAAGAAAGUGCCUCGGAACUUGGGAAGCGAUGAACGGGCAGACAUGCGAUGGAUUCAAUAGUGCUUUUUGUAACGUAAAUGGAAUGAAUCUUACUACUCUUGGACUCGAUGUUCUUCUUCCACUAGAUAACAAAGAUGACAUGCGAAAACGUAUGGGUCCGCUGAUUAAUGCUCUCAAUUCGCGAUGGCGAUCAAAAGAUGGUGCAACUGGUCUUGUGUGCGAAGAAUGCGGCUGCACGGGGUGGACAGAAUGGAGCGUCUGGUCUACUUGCUAUCCUUCUUGCGGGAUAAGUUCCUCCCAAAAGCGAUCACGACGGUGCUUCGGAGAUGAAGCAUGUGAGGGAGCUAGCGAAGAAACUCAAUACUGCGAUGUUCCUUUAUGUGAUUAUUUCAACACAUUGUGUAAUGAAACUGCUAUGCUUCAUAGGAGUUCCAUGGAGUACUGGGAGAAAUCUGUUAUUUACGGAGACACUUAUGAGUUUGCAUCUGCUCGAACAAUUGAGACCUGCUUUGACAAGUGCCUCAAACAGCAGAAAUGUGUAGCCGCACACUUUGUAACACAAGAAAUUGUUUCUUAA
Oikopleura dioica is the source of this 2241-nucleotide messenger RNA. NCBI's taxonomy places the organism in Eukaryota, Metazoa, Chordata, Appendicularia, Copelata, Oikopleuridae. The record is from the annotation of a GenBank genome assembly.